Molecule: messenger RNA, 690 nt
Organism: Chironomus riparius
Lineage: Eukaryota; Metazoa; Arthropoda; Insecta; Diptera; Chironomidae
Source: the annotation of a GenBank genome assembly
UUAAACUCAGUCGUGUUCUUACUCUUGAGUCGAGUAUAUUGGCAUUGACAUUGAGACUGAAUAUUGAAUAUAAAUUGAAAUAAGAAAAAUGGCCCAAAAAAUCAUCUUAGCUGUGCUUCUCGUAGUCGCGUGUGCACACGGUGAAUAUGAUAUUUAUGAAGGAUGUGGCACAACAAAGCAAUGUUUAGGAAACCCUGGCGAUUGCGUUCCUGAUAAAGAUUGUGUUACAAUGAGCUCAACUUAUGUGAAAGAUGGAAAAGUAAUUUUUGAAAUGAGAUCAUGGAAAAGUGCAAAAUAUAUUGCAAUGGGUCUGUCAACUGACAAAGAGAUGGGAGAUGACUCGGUUAUGGAAUGUGUUAAAGAAGGUGAUGAAAUUAAAGCUUAUUCAUCAUGGACUGUUGUUGGUGCUAAUUAUGCUUCUGUACGCGAAGGAAUUCCACAAGAUAUCAUUACACUCGUUGACUCGAAGAUUAUUGAUGGACGUAUUUACUGUCAAGUUGAGCGCGUCGACACCGUCAAGAUUAAGAAGACAACAUUCGAUUUGACUAAGAAGCCUUACUACAUGAUGCUUGCUAGUGGAGACACACUUAGAGAAAAUGGAGUUGAUUAUCAUAAUUUGGCUUAUGUUGUCACAAAGAAGAAGAUUAACUUCAAGCCUUAAGAUUGUUAAAAUGACAUGAAUAAAAAGGA